Molecule: messenger RNA, 390 nt
Organism: Cucurbita pepo subsp. pepo (vegetable marrow)
Lineage: Eukaryota; Viridiplantae; Streptophyta; Magnoliopsida; Cucurbitales; Cucurbitaceae
Source: RefSeq, a predicted model, not a curated record
AUGCGUAUUGCUCAAAGUAGACAGAAAAGCUACGCCGAUGUAAGGCGUAGAAGCCUGGAGUUUGAGAUAGGGGACCCAGUAUUCCUCAAGGUGGCACCUAUGAAAGGUGUCUUGAGGUUCGAACGUAAGGGCAAGUUAAGUUCUAAAUUCAUUGGACCAUUCGAGAUCCUAGAGCGAGUUGGUCCAGUAGCGUGUAAGUUAGCCCUACCUCCCGCCCCCUCAGGAGUUCAAGAUGUAUUUCACGUGUCGAUGCUGAGGAAGUACGUUACGGACCCUAUCCACGUAUUAGACUACAACCACUCCAACUCAAUGAAGUACAAGGAAAUACUAGUAAAAUUUUUAGCUAGAGAAGUAAAAACCUUACGCAACAGGAAUAUUGCGUUCGUUAAG